UUCACAUUCUGCCCUAUAUAAAGGCGCACAAACCCCUGUCCUUCCAUUCCAUCACUGCUCUGCGGCAACAACAAGCUACUUACUGUACUAUCAUAUCCAUAUCCAUAGACCAGCAGAUAUCAGCCAUGGCUCAGCUUGCCAAGCUCGAGGCUGCAGUCGCCAUGAAAAACCCAAACAAGCUAAUGGAUUUCCUGAAGAACAACAUCCAGGCCUUGCCGCAGCUGUUCCCUCAGCUCUACAAGAGCGUGGAGAUCGUCGGAGGAGGCCGCCAGCUGGCCACCGGCUCCAUCAUCUCUCUCUCGUAUUACCUUCCUGGGACGCCCACGUUGAUGAGAGGAAGCGUGGAGGUGGAAUCCAUGGACGAAGCAAGGAAGUCGAUAGCGCUGAAUGUGAUCGGAGGGGACGGGCUGAAGAUGUUCAAGAGCUUCAGGGUGAAAUGCGAGAUUGAUGACGAGCAGCCGCAGCUGGUGAAAUGGAGCCUUGAAUACGACAAGGCCAGUCCGUCUACACCGCCGGCCGACCCUUAUUUGGAAUUCUACAUCAACCUUACCGCGGCCAUAGACGUCCUUUGACGAACUGUAAACCCAAACACCAUGACUGGUUCUUGAACUUGAAGUGCGCUUUGGUCUACCGAUCCUCCACAGAUGGGGACUUCUUUGAUGUUGUAACUGAGGGUGGUGAUAUAUAGAAAUAAGAGUGUGGAGAGAACACCAAACCGGGCACUGAAAAGAUUUGUGAUGAUUUUCCGAUUAAGUUAUCCUCCUUGUGAAAUUAUUAAUGGACUUGGAUUGCAAUAACAAGCUUUAAAAUCGACAAUGGAAUGACUGAGAAAGGUUUGACUCAGUGGCAAUACCCAGGGGCGGAGCUACAUUGGCCCUAAGGGGGCCCCGGCCCCCCCGAGAAUCUCGAACUUACGUGUAAACGG
Molecule: messenger RNA, 925 nt
Organism: Linum tenue
Lineage: Eukaryota; Viridiplantae; Streptophyta; Magnoliopsida; Malpighiales; Linaceae
Source: the annotation of a GenBank genome assembly